Molecule: messenger RNA, 1506 nt
Organism: Mytilinidion resinicola
Lineage: Eukaryota; Fungi; Ascomycota; Dothideomycetes; Mytilinidiales; Mytilinidiaceae
Exons: 7
Coding region: 1-1506 (501 amino acids)
Source: RefSeq, a predicted model, not a curated record
AUGAUAGACCCGCUGAGCCUCGCUGGGUUGACGAUAGCUGUUCUGGAGCAGCUGUGGAAGCUUGGAGAAAAAACAGCCGAGCUUGAGACCCGAAGAAUCCAAAAUGUGAUAAAAGAUGAGAACAACAGGACAAGGGCUUUGAGAUUAUUACUUUUUGAGAGCGCAGCGGCCCAGCCUUACGGAGGACAAACUUUAUUCGAUCAGUUCGAUGGAGAAAUCCAGAACCAAAUUCAGAUAUUCCUCGAGGAGCUUGUGGGUGUCAUCGAAGAAGCCUACCAAAUCCUGAAGCGACGCCAUGGAAGCCUGCCUAAAGCCACGGCCGUUGAAUCGCAGUAUUCUCUCGUUAAACCCUCAAACAUAUCAAGAUCUAGCACUCUCGUAUCUUGGAAAUCGUCCGACCUCUCGCUCAAGUCUGUCAAAUCUGUUCACCGUUGGAGAUGGACUCUGCUCGAUAAGAAGCGAGUUGCUACCGUCAUCCGGAAUUUCAGUAGCCUUAACGAUCGGAUUCACGAUAACAUCAAGCUAUGGUGUCUUAGCACUUCGAUUGGCGUCGAUUUGCAGCAUCUGAAGCGGCUCGAGGACGAUGAGAACUCGAAGAAACUUGGAUUCGACCUUGACGCCAAGCUCCACCUAGCAUCAGCCGACUCUGCGGUCCACAACGAGAGCAUGGAGCUUCGCGAUAGAUCUCUAUUCUCCAUCUUUGACUGGGAUGGUGUGCAAGCGCUCGUAGAGUAUCGGAAGUACGCCCCGGAAGCAUCAAUAUGCGUCGAUUUGGACGACUGCACGAAAGGCAGGGUUGAGCACCUAGCUCGCCUUCUGCAUCAACCAAAGGAGCAAAUAUUUAGGACACUGUCCUGCAAGGGAUGGAUCCGGGAUCCGCUGCAAAACCAGAUUGCCUUCGUAUUCACCGUGCCGAAUGCCACAGGCACGCCGUGCAGUCUUUUGAGAGCCAUCAAUACUCCGGGCCAGAAGCCAAUGCUCGGGCAGAAAUUCCGACUUGCUCAUGAGCUGUCUCGGUGUAUCUCGCAAUUGCAGCUUGUCAAAUGGGUCCAUGAAAGCUUCCGGAGAGGCUCUCUACUCAAUCCAACUAAACCAGACCGCCCUGAAGUCGACUUUUCUAAUGGGAUCGAGGAUAUCUGCCCGUCAAGAGACGUAUAUCGUCAUCCUGAACGGCAAAGAAAACCGACCCGGCCGUUUAGCAAGAUACAUGAUAUAUACGCGCUUGGAGUGGUGCUUCUCGAGAUUGGGCUCUGGCAAUCAGCGGUCUCUCUUGAUAAAGACCGGUUCGAGAGAGUUACGGAUCCCAUGGUGGUCCAGCGAUACCUCAUCCGACAAGUGGAGAAGCACCUUGAAUCUCGAAUGGGCGAAAGGUAUAAAACUGUCGUCCUCAAAUGUCUCUGCAACGAUUUUGGAGUCGUCAAUGAUACCAAAGAUGACAUGAAACUGCAACAAGCCUUUCGAACCAAUGUCAUUGACGUCCUAAGCCGGGCUGCUGAUAAUGUGUGA